UCAUUAAUCUUAAAACCCUACAAGAAAGGAAAAAAUACUGCAAAAUGAAACAGAUAUUCUCAACACUCCCUCUCGUGUUCUUCUUAUUCUUCUUUCAGUGCACUCCUGCGUUUUCGCAGAGUCUGGCUCCAGCUCCUACACCUCCGGUGCUGGCUCCUCCACCUCCAACGCCAGCUCCUGUUCCUCCGCCGCCGGCUCUUGUACCUACAGCUGUGGUUCCUGCACUUUCCGGUCCCACCAACAUCAAUGCUAUUCUUCAAAAGGCCAAGCAGUAUACGACACUUAUUCGACUCCUAAAAUCCACCCAAAUUGGUGAUCAAAUCAAUUCACGGCUUGACAACUCAAACCAAGGUUUCACAAUAUUUGCUCCAACUGAUUCUGCGUUCAGUAACCUCAAACCAGGCAUGUUAAACUCUCUCACUGAUCAACAGAAAAUCGAUCUGAUACUAUUCCAUGUCCUACCUUCAUUUUUCUCCGUCUCUCAAUUCCAAACUGCAAGCAAUCCGCUAAGAACACAAGCUGGUACUGAAGAACAAUUUCCACUCAAUGUCAUUGCAACUGGGAAUCAGGUGAACAUAACGUCCGAUAUGGUUAAUACAACAGUGGCAAGUACAGUAUAUGCUGACAAGCAGCUAGCCGUAUAUGAGGUUGAUAAAGUACUCCUUCCGAAAGGUCUAUUUGUACCUCCACCGCCAGCUCCUGCACCAUUAAAACCCAAAAAACUCCCGGCUUCAAAUUCUUCCGACGCUGAUGACAUUACUACUCCUGUCAAUUGA
Olea europaea var. sylvestris is the source of this 776-nucleotide messenger RNA. Its product is annotated as fasciclin-like arabinogalactan protein 12. NCBI's taxonomy places the organism in Eukaryota, Viridiplantae, Streptophyta, Magnoliopsida, Lamiales, Oleaceae. The transcript has a single exon. The record is from RefSeq and is a predicted model, not a curated record. Bases 45 to 776 code for a protein of 243 amino acids.